CGUUCAGCCUGUUCACACCUUUUCUGUCGUCGCCUUUCCAGCCUCCAACAACAUCACUAACAAUCCGUGCGUUAAAGCUGUUAAACGAUCCCUCUAGUCACACGGGUACAGACCCAUCCAUUCCCAAUGGCAAAGCUCAUUUGCAGGUUACCUUGGAGUAAGGGGGUUGGAGAUUCUGAGCAUUCCGACGUUGGAAAGGGGGAGGAGUUUACGACAGGCUCUGAGUAUGGAAGGACGUUCAAAGUAGGAGCUGCGCUCUAUGUGGUCGCUCCCUUUUCAUGCCGACUCCUUCCUUCCAGCAGUAUCGACAAGAUCACGAGAAAAUUCACUCGCUAUGGUCUCGCUACGGUCUUUUCGGUUCCAUCUUCUGGUAAAGAUGCUCGCUCAACAGUAAGACUGAGCUGGAUCCAGAAAGCUUUGAAGGAUUACGAAAUGGUUGAUGAUGUCUUCGACCAGGCCUUUCUAGCCACCGUUGUUUUUAAUGGUGGGGGCAAGCGGAAGCCAAGAAUCACUCCAAAGGCAAAGCAGUAUCUCACCAAACUGGGGGCCCGCGGCAUAGUGCUAUGCUCGGGUGUUGCCGAUCUCCCGCCAGGACCGUAUUACAUGACAGGGCAUCAGAUGCGAGAUGUGUGGAAACUGGAAGACGACACAUAUGGUACGUGCAUGGUGACGGUAGCACCCAAGUCUAAGUGA
This is a messenger RNA of Neurospora tetraspora, 693 nucleotides long. RefSeq lists its product as uncharacterized. The transcript has a single exon. Bases 127 to 693 code for a protein of 188 amino acids. NCBI's taxonomy places the organism in Eukaryota, Fungi, Ascomycota, Sordariomycetes, Sordariales, Sordariaceae. The record is from RefSeq and is a predicted model, not a curated record.